CGAAUACGCUUUGAUUCUUCAUAAUCAACCUCAAAUGGUGUUUGCUCAUGUUUUUCUUUUUAUUAAAAAUUUAUUAUUGGUUAAUUUAUAAAAUUUGUAUUGUUUAGAAUUGACUUUUUAUAACAUUUUUUAUACAUUCGGCCAUGUCAAGAGCAACAAAAAGGAAGCAUGUACUUUUGGAAGUAUUCAAAGACGAUUAUUCGCCCCCAACAAAAAAUCAACAAAUAGUUAAAGUACUUAAGAGUAGAGGCAACAAUUUACACGAAGUUGAGGCUGCCGACAAGUCUGUUUUCCUCGCAUCUAUGCCUACGAAAUUUAGGAAGAAUAUGUGGGUAAAAAGGGGCGACUUUGUGAUUACAGAACCAAUAGAAGAAGGGUGCAAAGUGAAAGGGGAAAUCGUUAGAAUUUUAACGCCGCAGCAUAUCAAGUACUUCAAAAACGAUAAUGUGUGGCCGAAGGAAUUUAGCGAAGAGGAAGAGAAAAAAGUUGAAAAUGAUGAUGAUGAUGAUAUAUUUGUUAAUCCAAAUAGGCCUGUUGUGGAUACAGACGAGAGCAGUGAUGAACAAGAAUCUAGUGAAGAAAGUGAUUGAAUACUAUGUAAAAUAAAAAAUUAAUAAGUCCAUAAUUAUUAUUUAUUUUUUAUAAUAGAUAAAAUAAUAUACGUAUUAUUAUAUUUUCGUAUUUU
Messenger RNA from Diorhabda carinulata, 685 nucleotides. Its product is annotated as probable RNA-binding protein EIF1AD. The transcript is spliced from 2 exons. NCBI's taxonomy places the organism in Eukaryota, Metazoa, Arthropoda, Insecta, Coleoptera, Chrysomelidae. The record is from RefSeq and is a predicted model, not a curated record. Gene Ontology annotation, biological process: translational initiation. Bases 144 to 590 code for a protein of 148 amino acids. Gene Ontology annotation, molecular function: translation initiation factor activity; RNA binding. Gene Ontology annotation, cellular component: nucleus.